Messenger RNA from Spodoptera frugiperda (fall armyworm), 1851 nucleotides. Its product is annotated as succinate dehydrogenase cytochrome b560 subunit, mitochondrial-like. The record is from RefSeq and is a predicted model, not a curated record. Lineage: Eukaryota; Metazoa; Arthropoda; Insecta; Lepidoptera; Noctuidae. Gene Ontology annotation, cellular component: membrane. The transcript has 3 exons. Gene Ontology annotation, molecular function: succinate dehydrogenase activity; electron transfer activity. Bases 84 to 644 code for a protein of 186 amino acids. Gene Ontology annotation, biological process: tricarboxylic acid cycle; mitochondrial electron transport, succinate to ubiquinone.
GUGACAGUAACAUUUUUAUGGUGUCAUUUGGGAAUCCGAAUUUUUUGUAAAUCUUUACGAAUUUUGAAGUUUUGUGUGUAAUUAUGUAUUUUCAAACGAUUCGCGCCGGGCAAAAUCGUAUAUUGGGGCAGUUAUUUAAACUUGAUAGGUCCGGUUUGCUCCGCAUGUCUCCUGGUCUGCUAAACUUCGUCAGCUACAGAUACACAGGGAAUCAGAUCAAAUUCACGCCUUACGUGAGGCCACCACCAAUGGAUCAUGAUUACAAAAAUAUGGCUGUGAAGAGACCGAUGUCACCACACCUGACGGUGUACGCGCCCACCGUACCCUCAAUGACUUCGAUAGCCCAAAGGGCUACAGGUUGCGUCUUAACAUUUUACGCAUUCAGUUUGGCUGUCGGCGCUCUGUUCUUCUCCAAUGGUGUGGAAUCUUACGUGUCUAUGAUACAAAGCCUUGGACUUGGCUAUAUAAGCACCGUUGUAAUCAAAUUGAUACUCGGUUUUCCAUUCGCCUAUCAUUAUUUCAACGCCAUUCGCUACGUAAUAUGGAACAUGGCGAAAAUGUUGGAUAUGAAAUCGGUUUACCAAACUGCCAGCCAGGCGGCCAUCGCUGCAGUAGUUCUAGCUUUUCUUUUUGCACUAAUAUAGACAUUGUCAAAUAUCUACAGUUUCACAUAUUGCACAAUUAUUCACUAGCUUGUUUAAAUAUUGCGACAACUCGGCUUGUUUAUGUGCUAGGCAAACUGUUUAGACUGCCUAAAAUGUAAAUAAACUGCACCAAUACGUCCUUUUAUAAAAAAAAAAUGUUGGCUACCAGACGGUAAAAUAAAUAUAAAAAAAAUUGACAUUUUCAAAAAGCGGACUUAUAGUAUUUGUUGGACAUAAAUAUUUGCAAACACUGCUACCACACCGAGUUAGCGAACGUCUGUUUACGCUCCAUUUGAGGAUGUUUUUAGCGAGUGUCCAGAGCACUGGACACUGGUUCACAAAUAUCAACCAGUCGUGUUAACGAUAUUCGGAUGAAAUAAUUCGCCCCUAGGCUAAAUUCAUACCGAAAGUGCGUAUAUCUAAUUUUUUUAAGCGAAAAUUGAAUUUGCAGUAUCUUUUGCUGAUUUUAUAUUUAUUUUGCUGAUUAAAUUUAAAAUUAAGAAUCAAAUAAGUAUGGUAGAACUGCCAGAAUAAAGUUGGAGACUCGAAAGUAGGUAUGAUAAGAGACAGAAACGGGAGUGUGAUUGGUGAAAGUAAGGAUGUUUUAAAGCAGUGGAAGAAAUAAAAGUGAGCAAGUGUGGGAGAGCCAUGCUUCGGCACGAAUGGGCCGGCUCGACCGGAGUGAUACCACGGCCUCACAGAAAACCCACGUGAAACAACGCUUGCGUUGUGUUUCGUUGUGUGAGUGAGGUUACCGGAGGCCCAAUUCCCCCCUUCCCAAACUUCCCCAUCCCCAUUCCCGAACAACAACCCUUAAAUUCCUAAGUCCCAAAAAGUCGGUAACGCACUUGUAAAGCCUCUGGUGUUUCCGACGAGCAUGCCUGAAAAGACUGAUGACUGUUGAUGAAGCGAAAGAAGUGUGUAAGAACCGUGGCAAUUGACGUUCCAUUGUCUCUGCCUACCCCCAUGGGAGACAGGCGUGAGGUUAUGUAUGUAUGUAUGUAAUAAGUAUGUGACUAUAAUUAUCUUUUUUAUAAUUCUACGAAAUGAUCGCGUUAUCAACGUUUUUUUUUAAAAAAAUGACAUAAAAUUAAUUGUACUUCUUUUAAAAGUCCUAAUUUAAUAUUAUACUAAAGUUUUGAAACAAUUUAAAAUAGAUCGGAAGUUGUGCAUAGAUUUUUACGAUAUUAUUGUUGUAUGGACCCAG